GGGUGGGGCAGGAUGCUGGAUGGCCAGCUAUUCUCCGAGGGGCCCGACAGCCCCCGGGAGCCCCAGGAUGAGGAGUCUGGCAGCUGCCUCUGGGUGCAGAAAUCCAAGCUGCUGGUGAUCGAAGUGAAGACUAUUUCCUGUCAUUAUAGUCGCCGCGCCCCUCCUCGACAGCCCAUGGACUUCCAAGCCAGCCACUGGGCCCGUGGGCCCCAGAGCCGCACGUGUGGGCCGCGCCCGGGAUCCCCUGAGCCGCCGCCCCGCCGUCCCUGGGCCUCCAGGGUGCUGCAGGAGGCGACCAACUGGCGGGCGGGGCCCCCGGCCGAGGCCCGAGCCCGGGAGCAAGAGAAAAGGAAAGCGGCAUCGCAGGAGCGGGAGGCCAAGGAGACCGAGCGAAAAAGGCGCAAGGCUGGUGGGGCCCGAAGGAGCCCCCCCGGUCGGCCCCUCCCGGAACCUCGAAACGCCCCUCGGGUGGCCCAGCCUGUAGGGCCCCCAGCUCCCUCACGACCCGAGCGCCUGGGGCCGGCGGGGCGACCGCCCCGUCCAUCCGCGCAGCCGCAGAGCGACCCAGGGGCGGCGUGGGCGGGGCCCUGGGGAGGUAGGCGGCCAGGGCCCCCCAGCUACGAGGCUCACCUGCUGCUGAGAAGCGCAGCCGGGACAGCCCUGCGACGACGCUGGGACCGCCCGCCACCCUACGUGGCUCCACCUUCUUACGAAGGCCCCCACAGGACCUUGGGGUCUAAGCGAGGCCCCGAGCCCUCUCAGGCGCCAGCCUCAGCAGCCUCUGCUCCGACUCCGGCCAGGACAGAGGGAGGGUGCACAAAGAAGAGGCUGGAUCCUCGGAUCUACCGGGACGUCCUCGGGGCUUGGGGUCUCCGACAGGGGCGGGGUCUCUUGGGGGGAUCCCCAGGCUGUGGAACAGCCGGGCCGAGGCUGGAGUCCGGCAAGGGGGCCGCGGAGAAAAGCCUGGGGCUGGCCACUGCUGGCCUGAAUAGUGGAAGCGACGGCCAUCCCCGAGCCAAAGCUGCUGGGAGCCCAGGCACGGAGACAGCUCCCGGGGGGUUGGCCACUGCGACUCCCAGCCCCCCGCGUCCCGCCCCCAGGUCCAGGCCCCAUUUCAAGGGCUCCGGGGAAGGGAAAGAAAAUAGGGAACGGGGCUGGCUCCCCAAAUGCUGGAUUCCCUCCCUUAAAAAGCAGCCGCCCCGACAUAGCCAGACCCUCCCCAGACCCUGGGCUCCAGGAGGCACGGGGCGGAGAGAGUCCUUAGGUCAUAGAGAGGGGGCCGGACCUGAGACCUUGGAGGGUUGGAAGGGGACCCGCCGCGCCCACACCCUGCCCCGCUGUUCCCGCGGCCGUGCUCGGGGAGAAGGCGUCUUUGUCAUUGACGCCACGUGCGUGGUGAUACGGUCACAGUAUGUUCCAACCCCUCGAACCCAGCAUGUACAGCUUUUGCCCGAUGGGGUGCCGCGCGUCGUGGGGGAUGCCCCUAAUCAACCGAAGCCCAACAAGGAGGAGGGCGAGGGAGCCGCGGCCUUUCCCCACCCUUGGCAAAAACUGCUCUUGAGCAGUCGCCUUUCACACCAGUUCGUUGGGGGGCGCGGGUUCGAAGCCGAGGGCGGGAAGCCCGCGGACUCCUCCUUGGAGGAGCGCGCCUCCCGCAUCCUUGGGCUCCCGGUUGGCGAAGUAAACCUUCAGGACGCCCCCACGCCGCCAGGUAGCCCAGAGCGCUCAGCCUCAGGCCCAGCGGCUUCAGGAGGCACGGUCAGUGCCGAGGGCUCGCAGCAAGUGGCGGCGGUCCCACGGCGCGCGGCCCGGGGCUGGGCGCGGACCCCAGGGCCCUACGCCGGGGCCCUGCGGGAAGCCGUAUCCCGCAUCCGCCGUCACACCGCCCCAGACUCGGACUCGGACGAAGCUGCGGAGCUCAACGUCCACAGCGGCUCUUCUGAUGGAAGCGACACAGAAGCCUCGGGCGCCUCCUGGCGAAAUGAGCCGCCCCGGCCCGGGGAAGACGGGAAGACAGCCGAGCUGAGCGACAGUAUCCGAGAGAUUCUAGAUGUCAUCAGCCGAACGGAGGAGGCCCUCUUCGGGACGAGGGACACUAAGGGGAUCCCACAGGGAAAUAGGGAGCGGCAGUGACAGGCCCUUUCUUGUAUUUGUGUUCCCCACUUUUCCAUCCCUGGGCCCACUGGUCCUCUUUCUUCCUCACAGACUUCCUUGUACCCCCUUACCCAGAGUCGUUCCCAUACUUGAAAUAGAAGCCACCCAAAUGAAAGGAAAGGGAACAUAUGCCAAUUCGUGAUUUCUUUCUUUCCUUUUCUUCUUUCUUUCUUUCUUUCUUUCUUUCUUUCUUUCUUUCUUUCUUCUUUCUUUCUUUCUUUCUUUCUUUUCUUUCUCAUGACAGGUGAGGAUGAGCAGUAGACUUUAAUGCCUGCUCCAUUCAGGGCACUGGCGGAAGGUCUUCAGCAGGGGCAGAUGCACUAGGUGUGGAGCAGAGUAGGUGGCCUAGCCAGGAUCAGGCGGGAAGGCAGGGAUGUUAUAGUCAUAGGGCAACUUUAGGGCAGGAUCUUGGGGCUUGGAGGGAGAAAGUGAUGGAGAGGCUUCUGACUGAGGUGACCAGGUGACAUAGAGGCCCUUGGCAGAAGAGGAAGGGAUCCAGAUACAACCAGCAAAACAGGAAGAGGGCUCACUUUGGUGUCACACGCCUUGGGAUAAGUUCAUCCCUGAUGCUUUGGAUCCUUGGGGGCGGCUUUUAUCUCACCCUCUCCUCCACAGGCCAAGAAAGAGAAUUGGGAAUAAAUGAACAGAGUCUGAGGGUCCCUCAGAUGGCUUCAUUGUCACCUGCACUCAUUCUCCAUAUUCAAGAGACUAUCCAGGGUUUGCAGAAGAUCUGAGCAAAUGGGUACGGGCUUCUAUCCCAGUCUCUUAGGUUUGGGUGAGGGCUCCUCAAGGCAGAGCAGGAUGGUGGCCUUGUCACUGUCCCUGGCCUGUGGUGGUCCGAGCUGGGGAGGGAAGGCAGCCAGUGAAUCAGCUUGGGACCUCCUUAGGCCUCCCCCCUUCUCCUCCUCCCCAGUGUUCCUUAGUGAUGCUCUGAAUCGUUACAACGAUUUCCCACCCCGGUGGCAUCACUCAUCUGAAAGAACCCUGAAAAUUUCUUGCAUCUCUGCCUCUUCCAGAAACCUUGGCCAGGGAAGGAAGGGGGAGGUUGGUCCCAAAAAGCCUGUACGUGUGGGGUGUGAUACUCGCUGUAGCCACUACGGGGCGCGCGCAGGUCGCGGAUUUCCCCGGUAGCUAAUUCCCGAGUCCCCCCUACCCGGGCACUGCUAGUUAACCAGUUGAUACCCAGUUACAGCGCGCGGGUCCCCCGUCUUGCCACCUCCAGCCGUGCGAGGUCGGGGACAGGCCUCUGGCCUUCCAGACCUCUGGAAGUGCGCGGAGCCCCUCUUUGUUACUCACCCAUGCCAACCGGCUUGGGACCCAGACACUGAAGUCUUUUUUUCUCUCUGAUCUUGGACAGUUCUGUCUCUACUUACUAGCCAUGUGAAUUUGGCCAAAUCACUUCACCUCCCUGAGCCUCAGUUUCCUCAUCUGUCAAAUGGGGGUUUAUAAACACCUACCUCGCAGGGUUGUUGUGAGGAUUUUAUGCGAUAAUGUAUGUAAAGCGCCUUGCACAGUGCCUGGCACACAGUAGGCGCUCAAUAAAUCUAAGCUUCCCUUUGUCCAA
Leptonychotes weddellii (Weddell seal) is the source of this 3718-nucleotide messenger RNA. RefSeq names its product dendrin (gene DDN). Lineage: Eukaryota; Metazoa; Chordata; Mammalia; Carnivora; Phocidae. The record is from RefSeq and is a predicted model, not a curated record.